Musa acuminata subsp. malaccensis (wild Malaysian banana) is the source of this 4958-nucleotide messenger RNA. NCBI's taxonomy places the organism in Eukaryota, Viridiplantae, Streptophyta, Magnoliopsida, Zingiberales, Musaceae. The record is from RefSeq and is a predicted model, not a curated record.
CCCCAUUCCUUUUCCUCCCACCCCAAUCUUCUACUCCAAUUCCAAUUCUCCUGUCGUCACGACUGCGCUAGAGCCGGUGCCCCCUCCAUCGCUCACUUCCUCCGCUAGGUCCCCGCCUGGGCCGACGGCACGUAGGUGCUUGGCAUGCGCAAGCGCCGCCCGCUUUACAUGCCUCACGACUAUCGCGCCCGCCGAAUCUUACGCUGCCACCUCCUCUCCAGCCUGUCCUCCCGCGUCAUUCUCUCCAUUAUCCCCCCUGCCUGCCGUGCCGGCUCAUCGCGCCCGCCCUCGCACUGCUUCUCGUUUUCAGGAUCGAGGCCUCCUGCUCGGGCGUUGAUGAGGGGAGGAAGGUCUAAGUGAGGGUCAUUGAUGGCGCCGGCGAGCUCGCCGAGAUGGUGAUGUCGGCCAGGGGAAGGGAGGACGAGGCGGGGUUCAAGCGGUCCCUGUUGAAUUACAUUCUGGCGUUUCCCGUGGUUCUCAAGGUUGGUGUGCUUAUUGAAGAACCGAUACAUGCACUUGGUGGUUUAUGCAAACAUCUUCAGAAUAACAUCCAAGAAGCAAUAGCAAUAGAGAAUUCAGUUAAUGCGGACUUCUUAUCAAGAUGAAGGGCGAUCCUGAUGAAUGGGUGGCCUAAUUCCAAGGAUGAGCAUGGCUGAGGGCAGGAACAAUGUUGGACGAUUCAAAAUUAUUUAGGUCAAUCAUGGCACACCAUGCCAAAGAAAUUGCACCAACCAAAGACACAUCGUAGCUGCUAUUGGGCACCCCUUGCAACAAACAAUAAUUGUUAGCUUCUUGAGUUAGCGCUUGGGCAUCGAAAGAUGAAAAGACUGGUCUCUGAGCCAGGCUUUAUGUAAAGCUUCACCAGUGGUGCCCUGAGUAGUGGGAGCUACCUUUACCAAAACCUAGUAGUGAGAUAAAGGAAAAGGUCCACUGACUUGAUCAGCACUGCCAUAUAUUACUGUGGAUAAAGGAACAUGUAGCUGCAUUUUGAUCAAUCUGUACACUACAACAUGCUAACUGGCCUUUAAGACUGGUCUCUCAUACACACACAUCCUUGCAAAGUUUUUAGGCAACAAUUUAAUGCCAAAAACUUGGAUAUGAAUGUUGGACAUGUCAAAGAAUAAUUGGCAUGGAAAAACUCUUACCCUGAGAGAGUGACGCACAAAUUUGUGUGGACAUUGUUAUCCCAUCAAGAACAGCUCGGCAAAUAGUGAUUACAUGAUUGAACUGGGAAACAAAGAUGUUGAUUGACAUUGGAUACGGGAAUUGGAUCUUGAAUAAUGUACAUCUUAAGUGACAGUUGGGGAAGGGGCCAAAUGUAUCCUCUAAAAGUGGCUUUGGAUCUUUUCUAGUUUGCAGAGUGAUGAGAGAUGGAUGAAGAUGUGUACUGCGAAAGCCAAAUGCAUUCUGAUGCUGUUGAUGUCAGUGAUAUGAAUUCUUAGAAGGGCAAGGGAUCAAAUGCAGUAUUGCUCUAAUAAAAAGAAACAUUAUGUAACAGGAAAGGAGUCAUUUUUGUGACAUGGAAGAAGUCUUAUCAAAAGAAGUUCAUUGCCCCCUUCUAAGAGUAAAAGGAAAAGAGAAGUUGGAGAAGGGGACGACACGUCCCCAUCAAUGCAUCUUUUACGUAGCAGCCUUUUCCUCACUUUAGGCUUCGGGUGAGACAUGAACAGCUCCGUAUCCACAUGCGCGUGAUGUGAGCAAGAGACCGUAACCUCACAACGAAUCUAUCGUCUAUGAGCACGGCGUUCGCUUGGAUACGGACAGCGAUCGGCACCCUUUCAACAUUGGAUAUCUUCCCUCGCCUUCUUGUUUGACUUCUGAUCCAAUAUUUCCCUCCCCCCCUCUCUUCUCGAUAGCUACUAGACACCAGCUGAAUACACUUAGAUUAGACUGGGAUUAGGUAUGGGUUUUAUGACAUUAGAUGAGGGAGAAUUCAGGAUGGACAUAUGUUUAUUGGGCUAAUUAUGUAUGCUGUAAAAGAACAAUCUUGAUGUAUGAAAUUGGGAUGAUGAAAUUUUGAGGAGUUUGAGCAAUAUUUUGCCUAAUUUUCAUACACGAGAGUUUAGCUAUCUACCUGGGAGGGGGACCAAAUCCUACCUCUCUUCCUCUUCAAUUAGCUAUCCACGCUGCUGCUUUAAUAAGCUGUAAGGUGAGAACUGGACGACGAGAGCUCCAGCAUCAAACUUCUGCACUUUGGGCGCCCGGCAUUGCUCCGUGUCAGUGCAAUCGCACAGUCAUCGGCGUAGUUUUUCCUCCCUUUCGCCGCGGUCUCUCUUCGAGCGAGCAGAGGUGAUAAGCGUAGGGACCGUUCUUGAUAGCAUCGUUGCUAUUCCCGGGAUGGAUUUUUGAUUGAUCAAUGACAAUUCUCUCUGUUUGGGGAUUUGCCGUUCAACCACGUUUUGCUGCUUUUAUUCUCUUCCUUUAGUAGAUAUGAUAUGAGAAGAUCCAGUUGUCUCCAUGAGUCUUUAUUGCUUUGAUUUGCUAUCAUGUGGGUUUCUUCGUUUCAAUGUGUCAUCUAUUUCCUGGGUUUCUUUCUCAUUUAUAUUGCGGCUUAACCACGAGUGAACCUCUCCUCUCGCGUUAUUGGUUCGUCAGCCAUUUGCUGCUGCUCGUUGGUUCUUCUCUCUGCAUAAGUGGAUGCUGCAGCCCGGGAAGCUUGGUUGGUGACUCAAGAAAACUGAGCUGCAGUUAUUCUUCAGGUCUGUAUUGUGGAAACAUGCCUUCUGAAACUUAUGAAGAUGCUAGAGACAGUGACAUGCUAAAGAGAGGUUCCAUGUAUCUGAGCUCAAAAGAAGUAUGGAGAAUGAGAGAAGUAAGAGAAGAAAGGAUCAAACAGGAAUCAGCCUGCGGUGAUGAUGCUUUUAUUUCAUUUGAAAUUGCCAAUUCCUUGCCUCAGUUUUGCUCCAAGGAAGUUGUUUUAUCUUCUCAACAUAGAUAUUCACUUGCUGCUUCUUUAAAUGGUGAGUCAAAGCUGUUAACUACUGACACCAGACACUCGAUUACGAUAAGAUCCAUAGAUUUUCUGGAUCUUUCCUUGCACGAUCUCACUGACAAACAUUCAAGUGAGAAUAUCUCGUGCUCUGAUUUGGUCUCAUUAGAAAGGUCAGUAGAUGAUCUCUUGGGGAUCUGCUUGCAUACUGAUGGUAUGGAGUCUCAUACAAAAGCAGCUCCAGUAUUGUUUGAGGCAGGAUAUCUCGAGGAACAAGUGUCUGAGUGCAACAGCCAACCAUCAAGUUUCCCGCCCAAGUCCAUGGCAAAGGCAGGCAAGUCGAAAGCACCUUUUCAGUCGCAAUAUAGUUAUUGUAAUGGCAGUCCAAAAACUAAGUUUAAUGCACUUAAGAGGUUGUUUGAUCCAGUCAUGAAAUCCAAAUCUCUGCACAAUUCGUGGAGUGUAGAAUCAGAGAACACUUCAUGCACAGAUAUGGAUCCUGCAAAAAUCAGGAACAAUGGAGUUUUGGACAAAUCUACAGCCAAUGACUACUCAAAAGCAAUGCGAGAGGUGGAGUCUGAUGCAGAGCUGAGAGGAGAGAAAGUAUUGACUUCUUUUUCACUGCCUUCUCACUUGCAUGGAAUUCUUAAACUGGAAACUAAUAGUGGCAAUCCAUCAUUUGAAUUCCAUGUAAAAGAUCCAGAAGUUGUUCUUUCAGCAAAGGCGUGGAGAACAGAUAAUAUGUUUAAUUGGGUUUACACGAUCCAUAGCUCUAAAAAGAGGAACUAUAACACAUGGAGUAGGAAAAUAGACAAGCAUGGGCAAUCACCACCUAUAGUUGGCCAGAUGCAGGUUUCAUGUUGUCUUUGCUCAGAAAUGAGAGAAAAUGGGCCUGCAGCAAACUCUUCUGUCACAGAAUUUAUUUUAUACAACAUUGUGCAGGCAAAAAGGAGUUUUUCUGUUGAAGAAAGUUCUGAGUGUUCCUUAGAUGCCACUUGUCCUCUUCAAAGAAAUGUCAUGGACAAGUUAGUCACAGAGGAAACCUUAAUGCCAAACAAUUUAAUGAAAUGUCAACAUCCUAUCAGGUAUACUCUUAGUCGUUAUGGGUCAGACGACUCCACUCCGUACCCAUGGUUGCCAGCAGACCUGCGUCCAGAACUUGAGAUUGCAGCUAUUGUGAUUCAAACUCCUUUUACAAAGAAAGAGUGUUCAGAAGAAAUGAAGGAGGUCGGCCCGGAAGGAAUAUGCAACGGCCUGAAUUCUGCAAUUGUGAAUGUCAUUACUCCAAGCGGGAGGCAUGGUUUGCCAAAUGUUGAUGCAGGAUGCCCAUCAACAUUACUAGAUAGAUGGAGGUUUGGUGGAGGGUGUGACUGUGGUGGGUGGGACAUGGGCUGUCCCCUUGAAGUAUUUCACAAUGAUGAUUGGGUGUAUAAUUCAUCGAUGGACACUCAAAAGUCCAUUUUGCUCUUUGGUCAGGGAAGUAAAGAAAAGGCGCCUGCACUCUCGAUAACGGCUGAUGGACAACAGUAUUUAGUUGAUUUCCAUGCAAAAUUUUCAUCUCUACAGGCGUUCUCCAUCUGUAUUGCUAUCUUGCAUGGUUCUGAAGCUUCUGCAGCUGUUAGUCAGGAGAACAGGCAAACAUUGCAAUCUAAUUCAUUGAAAAUUCUCUUUGAGGAGGAAGUUAGACAUUUGAUCGGGGGAAUCACAGUUGAAGAGAAAAGAAAAGUUAAAAAUGGAGUAGAACAGGUACCUCCAACGUUCUUCGUAGGUUCAUCCUUUUCUCCAGUGACAAAAUAUUUGCAUCAAUCCUUGCCAGAAUUGACAUUCUGGAAUCUGCUAGAAGAUCAAGAGUGUUAUUAUCUGCAAUGAGCAUAAUCCAGUAAGAGUAGAUCAGUUGCAAGUUUUGCAUGAUGACAAAAUUUGGCAUUAUACCCAACACAAAUCCUUGUUAAUCACGUCGUAUACCUUGUUCAUGUGCAUAGUUACAAUGUAUCCUUUGUUCAUAAGAAAGAGGUACAGCCUUUGUUAA